CAAUGACAAUGUCUAGUAUCGUCAUCAACAUCAUCAUUAUCAUCAUCAUGUAUUGAGCAUCAUUCAACUUUCAACUCAACUUGAAUACACGACAACUCUCAUUCCAAUGGUUUUUUUGUAUAUGAAGAUAAACAAAGAAAAAAACUAACUCUAAAUGUAUUUAACACGUUGUAUGUAAUUAGUGAGGCACACAGAGUAAAGUCAAUUGAUGAUGGAAGGAAACCUUUUGCUACCAUCAUCGUCAUCGUCAUCAUCACCAUUAACUCGGUCGUCUUCGUCAUCUUCUUCACCCUUCACUUGUUCACCAUUACAAGCUCCAAAUGAUCAUGUAAUUUGCACCAGUGUGAUAUGGUUGUGCUAAAGUUUUUCCCAGUGUUUGGUUAAAUAAUCUUGAAUAUAUCUCCAAUCAACAGCCAACAUCACAGCAACCAUAGUUUGUUUAACAAGGCAAAAUCUCUUUUUAUCUAGUCUCACCAGUUUCAUUUGUCUUUACAGUGUCUCUCUCCAUAAUAACAUGAUUUAUCGUUAAAGUUGUUGCCAUUUAUGAGUGAUUAACAUUAUUAAAACCAACCCGGAGUUGCCUUCAAUAUGAUUUUAAUUACCACCAGUUGUCAUUAAUACCAUUUGUUAACCAGUAAAACCUAACAAAAAAAGGUAUAAAUAGUUAAAUGAGAAUCAAAUAAGACACUACAAAAAACAAGGAUAAAUUUGGAGACGAAAAAAAAACGUGUUUACUUACAUUCUCUGUGUAGUGUGUUAUGCUGAUGAUGACGAUUUGAUUGAUCCUGGUGAAUUGGUGUUGACAAUUGUUAACCCUCAACGUGUAAACUAUUAUAAUCAAAGUGAAUUAAACAAAAAGUAGAAAAAAAUUAAAUUAAAAAUUACACAAAAAGCCUAAUAAACCAGAAGUGAAUAGAGCAAAGUUUAAGAUGGCGACUCUCGAAAGACCUUAUUAGUCAAUGAAGGAGUUAAACAAAGGAAAGCAUAAAUGACAUAAAGUUAACCAGAUUUAUGCUUUGUAUACCUAAUAGUGCUCUUUAUGCUUCUAAUCGCCGGCUCUUCAGCCUCAUGACAACAACCAUUAAUGUAUCUCAUUUAAUUGUUUAAUAUAUAUCCUUUACUCAGUCAAUUUUAAUCAGCUUAAUUUUUAUCUCUUCACAACAUUCAAUCAUCAAUCUAAAUUGUGUAAUAAUUGUUCCCAUUAUAUCGUUGAAAACAAAUGUUUUAAUUAUUGUGUACUUUCCAAUCAUCUUUACCAAUUGUUACCAAAAAGCUAACCAGAAAACAAAAAGCAAAACCAAAACAAAUGCUAUGUCUGUUAUGCAUUACAAAGCAAAAAGCUUCAACCCAAAGUAAUAUAUCCAUGUUAACGUUUUAAUUUAAUUUUAUUGCUGUUAAUUGUUUUAAUUUAAACAUUUUAAGUUAUUUCUCAAGUUUUUCAUUUAUCAUAAUUUAUUGUUGCUUGUAUCAACAUAUUAUUUUACAAGCUUGCAACAACCAAAACAAAGCAAAAACGCAAAUCAUAUCAACAAUAAUCAAAAACAAUGCUCAAAAGAGUCAAUUCACAUUUCAAAGUUCGUAAACCCAAUUUCCUAGAGGUUGGAUUAACUCCGGCUCAUCGAAGUAAGAGUUUAACUCAAAUUGAUUGUCUUGAACCUCCACCGUCUCAAAGGUUGAUGAAAGGUGAUGGACUUGGUGCAAGCGGUGUCAAUAUUAGCAACACUCCUGGAUCGGGUUCAACUGGUACAGUGUCUGGUGCUGGUGGAGUAAGUGAUAGUCAACAACAGCAACAUCACCAGAAAAGGUCGCCAUCAAAAUGUGACUCUUCACCUGAAUCAGGGGCUACACUUUUAAGUGAUCUUCAUUAUUCAAGUGAUCGCCUUGUUGUUCCAAGUUAUCAUCAUGCCUCUUCAUUGGGCCUUGAUGAGGAAGAUACGACUUUAUCGCGUUUUAAAAACGUUUCCCAACAACAACAUCAUCCCCAACAACAGCAACAACAACACCAUCAUCAACAACAAUCUUCACAACAACAACAUCAACAUCAUCCUCAACUUCAUCAUCAUCAUUCUUCAUCCUCAAUGCUAUCACAUCAUGAUAAUUUAACAUCGAGCCUUGAUCAAUACAAACCUGAAGAUGUAAUUUUAUCCCGAGGAUUUCAAUCAACAGGAUCUCGUAAGAGUUACCUCGAGGAAACUGGAAGCUCGUUAUCUCAUGAUGGUACAUUAAAGAGUUCCAAAGGAAGCCGAGGACAACUGGCUCGUCGAAGUGGUGGCAUCUUUUCCAAUCCAUUUAAAACGGAUCGAGAAAAGAUGGACCAAUUAACGGAAUUACUUAACUUGUACAGUGUUCAUGGUAUUCCAGACCAAGUGGGUCUUCUCAGAUUUGAAUCAGAGUUGGAUAAGUUAGAAGCAGCUCGUCAGAAAUUAAACAAUGGUGCAAAUUCAACAACAAGCACUUCUAGUAGUGUUUCUGGUGGUACUGGGUCAACUUUUAAUCUCAACAGUAGCAAUUCAAGUAUCUCCAUUAAACAGUUAAGUGAAGAAUCUCUUUUCCUUGAAGACCAUUGGCGAUGCAUUGUUACCAAUUGGGAAACUAUGCCAAAGAAACUGCAAAAUCAGCAAGACGCUAUCUGGGAACUUCUUCAUACCGAAGUUUUCUACAUUAAACGCCUCAGAGUUAUCGCUGAUCUAUUCCUAUCCUGUCUUUGUAACCUUCAAGGUGAAUGUCUUCUCAAUGAUAUCGAUACCGAGAAAAUGUUUUCCAAUAUAACGGACGUAUAUAAAGCAAAUCACUAUUUCUGGAUGCAUCAUCUAUUACCAAUGUUAAAAGCAUCCAGAGAAAAUCAUCAACCUCUCAAUCCAAUCAUCAUGAAAGAUGGCUUUCUCAAUUUUGAUGUUAUAUUCAGACCCUAUGUAAGAUACUGCCUGGAGCACAGCAAUUGCCUGCAUUAUGUAAAGGAAAAGCACAAAGAAAGUGAAUUAUUCAAAGCUUAUGUUGUGUGGUGUGAAACUCGGAAAGAUUGUGACAGAUUACGUUUAAUGGAUCUUCUUGUAAAACCUAUGCAAAGAUUAACAAAGUAUUCACUUCUUCUUAAAGCCAUUCUCAAAAAGACUGACGACGAUGACCAGAAAGCUGCCUUAAAGUCAAUGAAUUAUUCCGUUGAAAAAUUUGUAUGCCAGGUUGACGCUUGUCUCCGUCGGCGACAUGAUAUGGAAAAACUUGCCUCAAUUGUCAGCCGUAUUGAAAGUUAUGAUGCUCUUGAUAGUAGCAACGAUGAAGUUGAAAAGGUUCUCAAAGAGUUUACUCGACUAAAUCUUACCUGUCCAAUGCCUGGUUGUCUUAGUUCUCGAAUCCGUCAACUGCUGCUGGAAGGAUCAGGCUUAAAGCUUCGAGAUUCCUACACUUCAAGUAAAUUGGAUGUUCACUGUUUCCUUUUCACUGAUACCUUAUUAAUUUGUAAAUCAGUUGGACGUAAAGGUGAUAAGGUUAGAGUGAUUCGCCAGCCUUUCCUUGUUGAUCGUAUUGUUACCCAUGAAUUGAAAGAUGGAUCUGGUUUCAUUGUGAUAUAUUUAAAUGAAUUUAACGUUGCUAGUGCAUUUUUCACUCUUUACACCACCGAAACACGAACCUGGCUAGAACAUAUCAAACGAGCCCAAGAUCAUUAUGAAGAAGCAAAACAACAAUUGAUAAAAUCUCAGGAAAAGAAUAAAGCAAAGAGUGAUAUUGAAAAUGCCAAUGCUGAUGAUGCUAAAAUUGUCACCAAAAACGAUAGUAAUAACAAUAGUAAUAGUAGUAAUAAUAAUGAUAAUAUUAGUAAACCAACAUUGAAUCCGCUGGUUCGCACUGGAACUGGAACUGACAAUGAAAAUGAAAAUGAAAAUGACGAUGAUCCUGAUUUCCCAGGAACUGCACUAUUAGUUACCAAUCAAUCACCUCAAUCUUCUCGGUCUUCCCUGAUGCGUUCACAAUCUGGCUCUAUGGACAUUUCAGAGUCCAACUUUGCUCUUGGUUCAAGCUUAAUGAUUGUACCUUCAACAACACCCAACCUUUUAUCUCAAAACUAUGGACCCGAUGGUGAGCCUUUACCGUCUCGAGCCAUCUCAUUUGAACUUGGGGAACUUCGUAAUCCAAGUAUGACUGUUGAAGAUUUAGAGCCUUUUGGUCGAUCUCAUUCAAUGGAGACUCGCCAACCUCCAGUAUCUGUUACAAUUACUUCACCUCGACCAGAGAGACGAGCUUUCCUCCUUAGAGGAGCUGGUAGUGAAAAGUCUUAUGAUUCAAUGUAUGAAUCAAGCAUCAAUACUUUAUCAGUUAAUGUUCCAACCCUCCAUAUAAAUGAUAAAACUGUCACAACUUCAAUUCAGGUUCCUGUGCUUAGUAAGCAAUCACAGUCUCAGCAACAAUUACAACAACAACAAUUAUUGCAAUAUCAAUCAACAGUUAAACCUUCAGCUUCACCUCCAUCAUCAUCUUCUUCCUCUUCUAAUGCUCCUCGCCAACGAUCUGUUUCACCUCGAUCUCUUCAACGAUCACUUCCGAUCUCAUCAGGCUAUCCAGCUGCCAAUAAACCACCUUUGGUUAAAAUGAAAAACAUUACCGGUUUAAAGGUUCACUCUGCUCCACCUUCAGAAGGUCCUUCACCGGUUCACUCGUUUGACUCAGAGGCUGGAAUGGGAGAAGGUUAUCCAAUUUCUAGUGCCUUGGCCGGAGUCGAUACAGUUGAAGGUUAUGGAGCGCCUUUAAUCCCACCAAGCUCCGGAAUGGCGGGUUACAAUACCAGUAUCAUCUCGAUUGGAGAGAGUAACAGUCCUGAAUUUUAUUAUACCUAUGAAACAUCAACACUUUCUCCGGGAAAAGGGACAAGUGCUGCAACUGCCAAUGAUCCAAGUGAGGAUGAUUUGGAUACUGCGAAAAGUCGUUUACACCAAAAGCGAAGUGUUCGUGGAGAAAGACGUUACCAUACCGCUGAUUCAAUUGAAAACAUUAAAAAGGAAAAGGACUCAUCGAUCCAUAAAAGAUUAUCUUGGAAUUUUGGACAACAAUCUUCUGGUGGUGGUCGAGGAUGUGGUCAUGGAAGUGGAUGCCCAAGUUCAGGAUCAGCUUGUGGCUCUGGGCCUAGUGGUAGUCAUGAUCGAGUUUUAUGUAAUAAACAUUUUAACAAAUGUCUAUCAUCUGAAUCAGUCUAUACCUCAUCUGGUUUCAGUUCAACUGGAAGCGUUCCAUUAUCGGUCAACAGUUGCGAAUGUGAACAAUGUGGAAUCGAGAUUUUAGGUCAUAUCCAAGAAAUGGAACCUUCAGCAGAAAGUCCGACAACCUCGUUAGAUCCUGUUUCCUCAGAAGAAAUGAAAAGAAAGACCUUAUCCAAUGUUCAUCCAUCAUCACCAAGAAAAGUAGACCCCAGUGAUUCAAGUGGCAGUGGUCACGGGGAAACUUCCAAGUCAACAACUGGUGCUAACCCUGUAAUUGGACCUUCUGACAUUAAAAUUGAUGUCAGUGAGGUUAAAGACGGCAUUUCUUCAGUGCAGAUAACUCUGAGUGGAACAAAUAUCGGAAAACCUUCAAAGAAUGAUCUUAAAAAGAUGAAAGAAUUUCUUUUAACCAGUUUGGAAGCAUCUGAAGUCUGAUAUUAAAUGGUCCUAGGAACAACCAUUGAUUCCGUUUAUGAUUAAACCUCUAUUGAAAUUACCAAAUCGAAGAUUGACCAGCAAAAAAUCAAAGCUGAUUGAUUUUAUGCUUCUCGACUUUACUAUCAAGGCUAUUUAUAUCACAAACCAAUGUAAUCAAUAUUAUGCAUAUGAUUAUUAUUACUCCAAAUUGAUAUUCUGUAAAACCUUCUCAAGACAAAAAGUAAUACAAAUUUUUUCGCAACAAAACCAAAUUACUUCGUAAAACAAACAAAUUUUAUUGUAAAUAUAUAUAACAAAAACAACCAUUAUUAAAGAAACAAACAACAAAUAA
Messenger RNA from Tetranychus urticae (two-spotted spider mite), 5958 nucleotides. RefSeq lists its product as uncharacterized. Gene Ontology annotation, molecular function: guanyl-nucleotide exchange factor activity. The record is from RefSeq and is a predicted model, not a curated record. Gene Ontology annotation, cellular component: axon; endocytic vesicle; plasma membrane. Gene Ontology annotation, biological process: endothelial cell migration; Rho protein signal transduction. Lineage: Eukaryota; Metazoa; Arthropoda; Arachnida; Trombidiformes; Tetranychidae.